CAAACGUUUUCUGUGGCCAGGCACCGAUUCAUGUGAGAGCGCCUGGCAGGAGCAUGGUCCGCCUUUGCCCGUGGCCAUCACUCUGGCUUCUCCAGUGUGCAGCGAGGGAGGAGUGGGAGUUGCCAGCCGUGCCUCAUCGUUCAUUGCUUUGCCUAUGAGCUCCACCAGCGCUUGUGUAGUGCUUAGCAGGAACCGUUGCUUUGGGGGAGUGGUGUACUGCGGCGUUCGGACCAGCUCAGUGUUAACAGAACCUUCUGGAUAUUUAACAGAUGGACCAAUAAAUUACAAAUAUAAAACUAAAUGUACAUGGUUAAUUGAAGGAUACCCAAAUGCAAUACUAAGAUUAAGAUUUAAUCACUUUGCCACAGAAUGUAGUUGGGACCAUAUGUAUGUAUAUGAUGGAGAUUCAAUAUAUGCACCUUUAAUAGCUGUAUUUAGUGGUCUAAUAGUCCCCGAAGUGCGUGGAAAUGAAACUGUUCCUGAAGUAGUUACUACAUCUGGCUAUGCAUUGCUGCACUUUUUUAGCGAUGCUGCUUAUAACCUGACUGGAUUUAACAUUUUUUACUCAAUUAAUUCUUGUCCUAAUAACUGCUCAGAACAUGGGAAGUGUACAACCAGUGUGUCCGUACCAAGCCGGGUAUACUGUGAGUGUGACAAGUACUGGAAAGGAGAAGCCUGUGAUAUUCCAUACUGUAAAGCCAACUGUGGUAGUCCAGAUCAUGGGUACUGUGAUUUGACAGGCGAGAAGCUGUGUGUCUGCAACGAUAGCUGGCAAGGUCCAGAUUGUUCUUUGAACGUCCCUUCCACGGAGUCUUACUGGAUUCUACCAAACGUAAAGCCAUUCAGCCCUUCUGUGGGCCGGGCUUCCCAUAAGGCAGUCCUACACGGAAAAUUUAUGUGGGUGAUUGGUGGAUACACUUUUAACUACAGUUCAUUCCAAAUGGUGUUGAACUACAAUUUGGAAAGCAGUAUAUGGAACGUAGUACCUGUAUCCAAAGGGCCACUCCAGAGAUAUGGACACACUCUUGCUUUAUAUCAGGAAGACAUCUACAUGUAUGGAGGCAAAAUUGAAACAAACAAUGGCAAUGUCACAGAUGAGCUGUGGAUUUUCAACAUACACAGUCAAACAUGGAGUAGCAGAACACCUGCAGUACUUGUACAUGGCCAACAAUAUGCUGUGGAAGGUCAUUCAGCACACAUAGUAGAGCUGGACAGCAGAGAUGUGGUUAUGAUUAUAAUUUUUGGAUAUUCUGCUAUAUAUGGUUACACAAGCAUUGUGCAAGAAUACUACAUCAGGUCUAAUUCUUGGCUCGUACCAGAAACAAAAGGAGCAAUUGUGCAAGGUGGAUAUGGCCAUACCAGUGUCUAUGAUGAACUGACAAAAUCUGUUUAUGUCCAUGGUGGAUACAAAGCAUUACCUGGCAAUAAGUAUGGAUUGGUGGAUGAUCUUUACAGAUAUGAAGUCAAUACUCGGACAUG
Molecule: messenger RNA, 1479 nt
Organism: Leptosomus discolor (cuckoo roller)
Lineage: Eukaryota; Metazoa; Chordata; Aves; Leptosomiformes; Leptosomidae
Source: RefSeq, a predicted model, not a curated record